This is a messenger RNA of Copidosoma floridanum, 4435 nucleotides long. It is a transcript of the gene fid, whose product is annotated as class I SAM-dependent methyltransferase fire dancer. The record is from RefSeq and is a predicted model, not a curated record. Gene Ontology annotation, molecular function: S-adenosylmethionine-dependent methyltransferase activity; tRNA (5-carboxymethyluridine(34)-5-O)-methyltransferase activity; tRNA binding. Gene Ontology annotation, cellular component: nucleus; cytoplasm. Gene Ontology annotation, biological process: tRNA methylation; tRNA wobble uridine modification. Lineage: Eukaryota; Metazoa; Arthropoda; Insecta; Hymenoptera; Encyrtidae.
UGGCCGAGGGUAGGCGUGCUUGUACGGGAGGUGGAUCGUCCACGGGGAUCAUCAGCACUUUGCCGUCGUCCUCGGGCUCGUCGCGGGAACAUCGGCUCGGCGGGUUGCGACACUCGCGCAGCCACGAAGAGGCAUCCUCGACCACCUCGUCGUGCUCUUACUCCAAGCAGCCCCUGUUAUCCUCCGUCGUCUCCUCGUCGGUGUCGGCCUCUCCACGAGCGCUUCGGCUUCGAUAGCGGUAGAAGGAGGGAGGAAGGUCUUGGGGUGCGUGGAAGGUGAGGGCCGCGAUGUCGGAGGGCGAGAACGAGCAGGCGGCGAGGUCCCUGGCCCUGGAGCAGGCCUACGUCCACGAGGUGUACGAGCAGUGCGCCGACCGGACGGUCCAGGGCAGACAGUGGCCCCGCAUUUACCAGUUCCUCCAGGAGUUGGAGCCCGGCGCCCUCGUCUGCGACAUCGGGUGCGGCAAUGGCAAGUACCUCAACGUCAACCACAACGUCUUCAAAAUCGGGGUCGACCGGUGCCAGAGGUUCACCAAUAUCGCGCGGGGCAAGAAGAACGAGGUGCUGACGUGCGACAACCUGUCGAUGCCCUUCCGGGACGAGAGUUUCGACGCGGUGCUGUCGAUAGCCGUGGUCCAUCACUUCUCGACGACGGAGCGCCGGGUGCGCGCCAUCAAAGAGCUCGCCCGUGUGCUGAGGAUCGGCGGGCGGCUCAUCAUUUCCGUAUGGGCGAUGGAGCAGAAGCACAGAAAGUUCGAGUCUCAGGACGUGCUGGUGCCGUGGCCUAAAGCUUACGGGAUCACCUCGACGGGGAGCCCGAUGAGGGUCCGGGGCAUGUCUUGCGAGGAAAGAUCGCGGGGCAAGAGUGCGCACCAGGCCUACCUGAUGUCCAAGAGAGCAAGUAGUAGCAGCAGAGGCAGCAACAAUAACCCAAGGAAAGGCAGUAAAAGCAAGAGCUACUGGAUCGACCCGAUCUUCAGUCCGUCGCCCUCGACGAGCAGCCUAUCCAGCCCCAACGAGACCUGCUACAGCUUCUUCCGCCGAGCCCUGCAGAAACUGGCUGGUGGUCGUCGCAACAGUCGGGCCUGGUUCCUCGAGAACUGGCAGAACAGCGGCAGCAAGGAGCACCACAGCUACGAGGAUGACGAGGACGACGCCGACGUGGACGACCUGCCGAUCGAGCUGCGCCGACUGGAGGAGCACUCGAGUCUCCCGCCACUCGACAACCCCUCCGGAGGCGGUGCCAGGGACAACGAGCUGCGCAAGCAACACUCGGACACCCUGAGCGUCAAGUCCAAGAGCCUGAGCAGCAUAGUCGAGGCCCAACAGCAGCAACAACACGGCCUCGACCUCGUGCGCUCGCGCUCCAGUAUACCCGGGCUCUGCGGCGCUGUCGACCCCGACUCUCCGGCUGCUUCUACUGCCCCGGUGGAGGACGUUACGACCGGUGGCACCCAGCACCAGCAGCUGCAGAGACAAGAGUCGGGCAGACAGAGCCCGGCCACGAAGCCCAAGCUGGUCAAGCAAAAGAGACACCUCCUCGAGGACAAUGGCCACGAAGUGGGCAAAGAGGAGGCCGCGACAAACGACACUGCCGUUAACGAUAUUACUUCCCAGGGAGAGGUCGCGGGCUUACAGGUGGAGGAGGAGGAGGAGGAGGGGGUGUUUUCGGGCAUCGGCAAGCGGGGCAGCGUGCACAAGCAGAGCUCGAUGAACGAGGAGCUGAUGAUGUCGACCGAGAGGCUGAGGGAGCGCGAGAGCGUGCGCAGGAAUAUAAUGAAGCAGGCCUCGCUCAACGAGGAGUUCCUCUACAGGAGCGCGACCAAGCGCUUCCAAUUGCUCAAGAGCGGCCUUACCAAUCGCAUCAGGCAAUCGACCAACAACAUCGAGAAGGUCUCGGGCAUGGCCAUCAAGAACGGCUUCGUCAGGAUACUACAGAGUUGGAAGUCGACCGAGAGUCCGUCGGCGAGCACAACCACGGCGACGACGACGACGAGCGACCAGCGCAAUCAUCACCACCAUUACAAUUCGUCGUCGUCGAGGUGCUCGCAGUCGUCGUCCUCCUCGUCGUCCCAGGCGAGUUCGUCGAAGCGCAGCUACGGGGACGACCAGCAGCAGCCGAGCAUCGAGCGCCGGCUGUCCCGGGAGGACGGCUCGGACUCGUCCAAGGACAGCAGCCUGCAGAGCGACACGAGCGUCGACUCGGAGGACAGCCUGCCCUCGGUGAUCUACAACCCAAAGAGCUCGAGUCCCCAGCUCGAGGCAGCCCUGGCAGGGGCCACUCUGGCCGUCCAGCUAACCACCGCUUCGGCGCCGCCCUCGCCCAGGAUAAAGUACGCGCCCGAAGCCGUCGACGGCCACAACAGUCGGCUAAAACUCGUCUCGACCUCGCCGCUGCUCAAACAACAAUUCCCCGCCACGAGCAAGAGCUUACCUCCACCCAGUCCACCCGGGUUGUCGCCCCACACCCUCAAGACGGCCAACUUGCGGCCCUUCUUCUCCGGCCACGAGGUCCUCCCCGCGACCACCACGCCCCUACCCUUCACCGAGAGGCUGGCCGAGGUCAAGAGGUCCUUUGACGCGCAACUGCCCCUGCCCGGGAUACCGGCCUACGACGGCAGUACAGACUCUCGGGGCACCAAAGAUGGAGGAGCUUCAUCGCAAAAGACGCCUGCAACAGUAUCCAGUAGGCAGUUGAGCGAGGCCCUGCCAGAGCCGAAACGGCCGUCCCUGCACACGAUCCGGGGCUACAGGUCCAUGUCCACGACGGUCAACGAGGAGGAGGACGAUGACUUUGAGGAGGAGCCCAGCUCCGAGGACACCUCGCCGUUGAUAACCGACGCGAUAGACGAGGCGCUCGAGCGUCUCAGCGAGAAACCGGUGCUAAACACCGCGGUGGCAACGACGCCGAAGGAGGACAGGGAGGAGGACAGUCGGAAGAGCAGACUGAACCAGAUAAAGGAGCUGCUGAGCCAGAAGCCGGGGUUCGCGACGCGCGCCCGCAGCACUGCCUUCCCCAUAGUCAGGCGGGCCUCGACCUCCAGCUCCGGGAGGCUCGAGCAAGUGACCAAGGCCCUGCCGCGGCUUCUGUCCCUCGAGCUCUUCAAUCCCGAGACCGACGACCUCGACAGCGACUCCAGCGGCGUCAGUUCACCCGAGUCGGCCGGCUCGGUCAUCAGCGUCAUAUCGGACGAGCGGUACCUCGCCGCCGCUUCCAAGGACCAGACCAAGAAACAACCGGCCGAGGAGCUGCCCUCGACCUCCGUAGCUGGUGGUCCAUCACCAAGCUCCACUGUUGUCGAGACCAAGAGCGCGAGGCCGGUUUCGCUGGACACGCGGAUAUCCCCGGUGGAGAGCACCUGGAACGAGGAGUGCAGUAGACAGCUCAACGACCUGACGGACCGGCUAAGCGGCAACCUCAUCAGGGACAUUGACCAGUACUGCCGCAGGACCAAGCUCGACCUCGACGACGACGAUCCCAACAAUUUGGCCUACCCGAGGGGAAGAACGUGUAAAUACGACAAGCAACCCGAGUCCACGGUUCACCAAUCGACGCGCGACCUCGACAGUAAGGACCGCGGGGCAGAGGACGACGGGGUCGUCGUGGACGAGGGCCGGGGCAGCAGCCUGGCGACGAUCCAGCGAAGCUGCUCCGAGGAGAGCGACAACAGCAGCGGCAGUGGUUUCAUCGUCGUCACCAAGAACGGCGAGUUCCUCAGCGAGCGGGAGCUCCGCCAGCAAACGAGCCAGCACCGCCACGCCACGGGUUCUGGGAACAACAGCAACUCGAUCGAGUCGAGCGACAUCGGGGACUCGAUAGAAAACACGAUAAGCGAGAGCGUGAGUAGCCAGGAGACGCGACGGUUGUGCAGCAGCAGCACGGCCUCGCUGGCCUCGAGCUUGACGACCGACGCGGCCGGGACGAGACUCCGGCUGGCCGCCCAGCCGCGCUCCGCCUCCGAGGAAAUACCAUCGAGCGCGGCUCGCAGCGGCAACAACGGCAUCGCCUUUCUCCUGCACCAGCAGCGCCAGCACCAGCAGCAGACCCUGGGCGGCUUCAACAGACGGGGCCACCAGGGCUCGAGGCGCUCGGCCACUAGCACGAGCAACGGCACUCUCAGCGGCUCCUCGUCCCAGGAGUCCCUGCCCUCCGAUCAGAUGACCUACCAUCAGUACUACCACGUGUUCCGCGAGGGCGAGCUCGACCAGCUGAUCGACAAGUACGUCGAGAACCUGCACAUCAUAUCCUCGUACUACGACCAGUCGAGCUGGUGCAUCGUCGCCGAGAAGGUCCAGGUUUGGACUAUAUGACUACGUGGUCCACCUACGGUCCUUCUCCACACGCUCCUCCACCACCUCGUCCUUGCCUCUGAGCUCGAUGCGUUAUUGCUAUUGUUGCUGAUGUUGUUGUUGUUGUUGUUGUUGUUGUUGUUACU